AUGGCACCCAGCCGCUCCGCACUCCUUACGCUGGCAGCUCUCACAGCACUCGCCGGGUGUUGUGUGUGCGCGCCGCAAGGCAGCGUGCAGGGCGGCGCGCAGGUGCCGGCCGUGUCGCACUCCACCGCGCCGCCCGCCGGCGUCGGCGGCGUCCGCAAAUACAGUCAGUAUUCCAGAGGGCGAGGAUAUCGCGACUGGCGUACCCGGGGUGACCCGACGCUCAUCAAUUCGCUUUGGCGCAGCCGGCAACCAUUAGGCAUUCGAAAGCAGCUCGGAAACGCGGAAGUAUACAUAGUAUUAGCGUUGCUGAUAGGAGUGGUGACAGUUGUGGUAGGGUGUUGGUUAUCGGACAACUGCUGGUCCCCGGAGCCGGAGGACGUGCUGGCGGGCGGCUGA
Molecule: messenger RNA, 396 nt
Organism: Melitaea cinxia (Glanville fritillary)
Lineage: Eukaryota; Metazoa; Arthropoda; Insecta; Lepidoptera; Nymphalidae
Exons: 4
Coding region: 1-396 (131 amino acids)
Source: RefSeq, a predicted model, not a curated record